AUGAGGAAUCCUUUGUUUUCCAUCUUAUGUUCCUGUCGAGCAUCUGAAAGCAAAUCAAAGAAGAUCAAGCACCCAACGACCAAGGGAAAUGGUAAACCAUCAUUCCCGGAACACCUAUACCGUCGAUUUUCACUCGACGAGAACAGAGCUGCUACCGAUAACUUCGAUUCCAACUUGGUUCUUGGUAAAGGUGGCAGCGGCGUCGUAUACAAAGGCUUUUUCGACGACGGGGCCUCGGUUCUCGCCGUGAAACGCUUGAUGGGAUCGUCGAUACUCGAAGACUUCAGAAAUGAAGUGCAGCUACUUUGCCAGCUGCGACACCAAUAUCUCGUUUCUCUCAUCGGAUUCUCCGAUGCCGGAGACGAGAAGAUCGUAGUGGUCGAUUACAUGACCCAGGGAUCGCUCUUCGAUCAUCUCCACGGAAUUCGCCAAGUAGAUCCCCUCACUUGGAAACAGAGGUUAGAGAUUUGCAUUGGGGCAGCUCGUGGAUUGCAUUAUCUUCAUGCAGGAGCAAAGCGAGCAGUGAUCCACCGUGACAUAAAGUCCAGCAACAUUCUGUUAGACGACAGAAUGGUUUCCAAGAUUGCCGAUUUCGCCUUGUCUAAGAUCGGUCCGUUUAGUUUAUCGAAUGCCCCGAUCAGAGUAGAGUUACCUUCUCCCGAAGACAUGGAUGUGGACACAAGCCGAACGAGGAUCUUUGGUACACUGGGCUAUUUGGCUCCUGAGUUCUUGCAUGAAGCUACGCCUACACUCGUGACAGACAAAUCAGAUGUUUUCUCAUUUGGGGUUGUUUUGUUGGAAGUAAUUUCUGAUAGAAAAGUAAUAAAGUUUGACGUGAUGGACGCUGCUACUCGAUAUAUAAUUCCUUGGGUUAAAGAACAUAUGAAGAAUGGAAGUGUUCAUCAGAUCAUCGACCCAUUUUUGAAAGGGAAAUUAGCUCCGAGAUGCUUAGAGAAAUUCCUGGAGAUUGCUUUGAGUUGCAUCCAUUUUCUGGAGCAUAAACGGCCUGCUCUGGGUGAAGUUGAGGCGGCAUUAGAGCUUGCUUUGGAGCUCCAAAACAGAGCAGACUCCGAAAUGGAGUGCUGCCUCAAUCCCCAUGGAGGAGUUGUGUAUCAAGACGUAGAUUUCCCGGCAUCUGCCUGUGAUUGUGUGGCCGAUGUAUUCUGGCCCCAUGGGAGUUCUGGUCUUGAUAGCUUCAAAGUUAAGGAUUCAUUCAGUUGGGAAACAGAGGAUACGAUUUCAGAAAAUUGA
Messenger RNA from Hibiscus syriacus, 1251 nucleotides. Its product is annotated as putative receptor-like protein kinase At5g39000. The record is from RefSeq and is a predicted model, not a curated record. NCBI's taxonomy places the organism in Eukaryota, Viridiplantae, Streptophyta, Magnoliopsida, Malvales, Malvaceae. The transcript has a single exon. The coding region runs from base 1 to 1251 and encodes 416 amino acids. Gene Ontology annotation, biological process: protein autophosphorylation. Gene Ontology annotation, molecular function: transmembrane receptor protein tyrosine kinase activity; ATP binding. Gene Ontology annotation, cellular component: plasmodesma; plasma membrane.